Paraglomus brasilianum is the source of this 1485-nucleotide messenger RNA. NCBI's taxonomy places the organism in Eukaryota, Fungi, Glomeromycota, Glomeromycetes, Paraglomerales, Paraglomeraceae. The record is from the annotation of a GenBank genome assembly.
AUGGAGCAGGAAAGGGGUUUUAAUUACUGGCUCAGUGCAUCGCCAUCCGAAUGGGACCCGCUACAGUAUCAUAAAGCCUGGGUCGCUGCUGGUUUUCCUUUGAACAAAGGGACCGUUUCUAUGGCUCUCAAAAAUCAGCUCAAAUGGCUCCAAAGACGGGGCUCUGACAAAGAGAAGACAUCGGCAAAACAAGCGCUAGAGAAGAACGAGCGAGAUAUUAAAAGAAACGGACGUAUAUAUACUUAUUGGGGAUCAGGUGCUAGGAUAGAUGCAGAGAUUCAGGAAUCAAUGCAAAAUUAUGAACUAAGGGUGACAAACGAGGUCACGGACCAAAUGACAACAGUUGCCAGCGCUGCCACCUCCAACAUAAAAAGUCGGUUCACACGUUGUCAAGAAGAGGAAGAGAGUGCUAGGACGAUUGAAGAAGAGCUAACUUUAGAAAAUGACACUACCACCGAGUUGGAGGAUGAGAAUCAUUACAAUGAUGAGACGGCCCUAGUGCACAAUAUUCUACAAGAUAUGGUCAAAGCAUCAGCUGCUGAAAAGGCUGUUUCUGAGCAUUUUGCUCAACACUUCAGUUCCUAUAAUAUAAUGGACUUACGCCCAACAUCAGAGCUAUCGCUAUCACUCAACAAUGACACACAGGAAACUCUUCUUCAUGAAGUUUUUGACGAUAUUGACGAUUUUAUCACGGAAGAAUUGCACGACUUCCUAGUUAAUUUCUUCAAUGCAGAUCGAGGUCUACGGGGUUGGAUAGAUGCUGUGGAAAAGAUGCCACCUGAUGAUUCAGAUUCUGACUCGCUAAAAAAAACGAAAAGAUUGCUAAAGCAGACACUUCCAGGAUUCUUAAGAGCAUUCAGCCUAUCUGCUCUUAAUCCCCUCCGUGACAUCACAACUUUGGAGCGUCCUCAUUUAAACAAAUUCGUACACCCUUUGAUUGAGGCAGCUCUAUACAUCUUUGCAGAUGUGAUCUAUGUCUUCGGUGAAAUUCCACUAGAAACACAAAAAAAUAGAAAAAAGUAUGUAGAUGGUGUGGGCUAUAUAAAUAAUAUAGAAAAGUAUGCAGUUGUUUGUGGAGAGGGUGCAAGGCCGGGAGCACCAGCAAAGAAGAUUGUGGAUGAUGAUGUAAAGAACAUGCAGACGAUGGCAAGUCUUUACAACGAUAUUGUUCUUUCUGAGGCUGCAGCACGUCGUCGAUUUUGCAUAAACCUCCGGGUAUAUGGUUGGACAGCCUCAAGGACGAACAUCAAUCUGACAAUGCUCGACUUCCGUGAGAAACACAGGCUGUUUGAAGUCGAUAGGUUUAAUAUUCCUAGAGACUGGGAAGAAAUGCCUGACUUCGUCUUCAUGUAUGAAGGCUUAAUCAAGUGGGCGCUCUGUGUCAAUUUGACACGAGGGGAAUUGGCAGCCCAGCGGAAGAAGAGAAAAUUAAGUCGCUACUCAGAAGUAAGACUUGUGAAGAAACUUGCACAUCUCCAAAAAUAA